AUGCGAAGAACUGCUGCCAACGAACGUGAACGUCGUCGAAUGAACACGCUGAACGUGGCCUAUGAUAAGCUUCGUACCGUACUACCAGAAAUGGACUCAGGACGUCGCCUAUCCAAAUACGAAACGUUGCAAAUGGCUCAGCAAUACAUUGCCUGUCUUAAGGAGAUACUUGAUGAAAACGCUACUAAAAAGGAAACUGAGAACUGA
Molecule: messenger RNA, 207 nt
Organism: Cooperia oncophora
Lineage: Eukaryota; Metazoa; Nematoda; Chromadorea; Rhabditida; Trichostrongylidae
Source: the annotation of a GenBank genome assembly